Aspergillus thermomutatus is the source of this 1011-nucleotide messenger RNA. RefSeq lists its product as uncharacterized. NCBI's taxonomy places the organism in Eukaryota, Fungi, Ascomycota, Eurotiomycetes, Eurotiales, Aspergillaceae. The coding region runs from base 1 to 1011 and encodes 336 amino acids. The transcript has a single exon. The record is from RefSeq and is a predicted model, not a curated record.
AUGUCCAUCAUCCGGAGCACCGAUGCCCCUCGCGCAUAUUCAACUGCCAAUCUAGCCGAACAAUUCAUAAUCGCCUGCUUCAUCGCCAUCGCCUGGUACAAUGCCAUCGAACUUAUCGUCCUCUGCUUCACCACCUUCAAGAAGUAUGGCGGCUUCUACUUCUGGGCCCUCCUUGUCUCCUCCAUCAGCAUCCUUCCCUUCGGCUUCGGCUAUCUCCUCAUAAUCUUCAAUAUCUACCCUGGCUACUUCGCCGUGGCCGUCGAGGAGGUGGGAUGGUGCGCUAUGGUCACCGGACAGUCCCUCGUCCUCUGGUCCCGGUUACAUCUCGUCGUCUACUCCCGCAAGGUCCUGCGCGGCACCCUGGCAAUGAUCAUCGUCGACGCGGUCAUCCUCCAUACCACAGGCUGGAUUCUCGAGUUCGGCGCCAACUCCAAUCAGGCCUCGCGCUUCACCCAGCCGUUUGAAAUCUUCGAGCGCGUCCAACUCGUCGGGUUCUCCCUCCAGGAAAUCAUCCUCUCAAUAGUGUACACCAAGGCCGCCAUUCGGCUCCUCAAGCUCCGUCCUCGGCGGCAGUACCGCUCCACGCUGGUCCAGCUGGUGGUUGUCAACGUCCUCUUCAUCCUCAUGGACGCCGCCAUCGUGAGCUUCCAGUACGCAGGGCUCUUCCGCAUCCACGUCUCUUUCAAAGCGAUGGUCUACAGCGUCAAGCUGAAGCUGGAGUACGCCAUCCUGGGUAAACUGGUCCACAUGUCGCUCAUGUCGCAUUCGAACUCGGCGCCGACAGAUCCAUCCGAUGCGCUGGAGAUGUCGCGCAGGACGAACAAUCGGUCUCAUGUGGAGCAGACGAGGGCACAUCGGGAGAGUCAGACGAGUAUCAUUCGUGAUGGGGACGGGUUCCUCGAUGGUGAGGAUCUUGCGGAUUGUUCGCGUAUGGGGUCCUCCAAGGGGUCGUUUCCGUCCACGACUAAAGAGCCCGAGGCUGCGUGCGUUGAAGUGGGCCAGAGGGUGUGA